GGGAAACUGGGAGCCACCUCCUUUCUCUCUCUCUCCUUUUGUGGGCGUGUUCAACUUAAUGUAUCUCUGUCGUUUAUGUUAUUUUGUGGUGAGACACUUGUGAACACCUGACUGCUCACAACAGCGCUUCAGUCUUUCACCACGAUGCAGAGGUGGGUUGUGUUCUGUUGGGUUCUCCUGGCCCUGGUUGCUGCUGAAGACUGUCCAGAUGGAGGGAGAUGUGAAGAAGGUCAAACCUGCUGCAAUGACCCGGCUAACGGCUAUGAAUGCUGCCCGUUUGAUCAGGCUGAGUGCUGUGGGGAUCAUACUCACUGCUGUCCUGCGGGUACAGUCUGCGAUGCAGCCAAAUCCAGCUGUGUGAACGCUACUGUGUCCAUCCCCUGGGUGGAAAGAACCUCAGCUGAUCAGCCUAGACUCUCCAAAUCCUUCAGGAUGAUCAAGACGUACAUGGGGGAGGAAGAUGACAACAUCUGUCCUGAUCAAUCACGAUGUCCACCUGAGUUUUCCUGUCUGAGGGCUUUGACGAGGUUUGGCUGCUGUCCCAUAGCUCAGGGAGUCCCCUGCUCUGAUGGCAAACACUGCUGUCCUGAGGGCCACCAGUGCAGUGUAGACAGCCGGUCCUGCAUCAGAAAAGAGGUUAUGACUACAGUUCUGUGCAGCGAUGGAGUGUCAGAGUGUCCAGAUCAAACCACCUGCUGUGAGACCCUGGAGGGCAAGUGGGGAUGCUGCCCCAUGCCAAAGGCUGUGUGCUGUGAGGACAAGGUGCACUGCUGCCCUGAGGGGAGCUCCUGUGAUGUCGAACACUCCAAAUGUAUUUCCUUGUCCACCAAAAAACAGGUGCCAAUGUGGGCCAAACUCCCUGCCAGGAUAAGAGCAGAGUGGGAGAACAAGAAAGAGGAUGAACAAGUGACUGCAGAGGAAGCAAAUAAUGGAGCAUCUCACAAAGCCCCAGAGGUCACCACAGCGACUACAGAACCCCCGUCAGGUAAUGAUGUCCCCUGCAAUGAAACAGUAGCCUGUCAAGAUGGUACCACAUGCUGUAAAACCAAAGAGGGAGGCUGGGCUUGCUGUCCACUACCAGAGGCUGUUUGUUGUGAAGAUUUUAUACACUGCUGUCCAAAAGGUAAGACGUGCAACCUGGCUGCUCAGACCUGCGAGGGUGAGUCAGGCUCCAUGCCGUGGCUCGAGAAGGUGCCGGUGAUCCCCAGGCAGGACGUACAAGUGGGGGAUGUUCCAUGUGACUCCACCUCCAGUUGUCCAGAUGGUACCACAUGCUGUAAAACCAAAGAGGGAGGCUGGGCUUGCUGUCCUCUACCAGAGGCUGUUUGUUGUGAAGAUUUUAUACACUGCUGUCCAAAAGGUAAGACAUGCAACCUGGCUGCUCAGACCUGUGAGGGUGACUCAGGCUCCAUGCCGUGGCUCGAGAAGGUACCUGUGAUCCCCAGACAAGGUGUACAAGUGGGGGAUGUUCCAUGUGACUCCACCUCCAGUUGUCCAGAUGGCACCACAUGCUGUAAAACCAAAGAGGGAGGCUGGGCUUGCUGUCCUCUACCAGAGGCUGUUUGUUGUGAAGAUUUUAUACACUGCUGUCCAAAAGGUAAGACGUGCAACCUGGCUGCUCAGACCUGCGAGGGUGAGUCAGGCUCCAUGCCGUGGCUCGAGAAGGUGCCGGUGAUCCCCAGACAAGGUGUACAAGUGGGGGAUGUUCCAUGUGACUCUACCUCCAGUUGUCCAGAUGGUACCACAUGCUGUAAAACCAAAGAGGGAGGCUGGGCUUGCUGUCCUCUACCAGAGGCUGUUUGCUGUGAAGAUUUUAUACACUGCUGUCCAAAAGGUAAGACAUGCAACCUGGCUGCUCAGACCUGCGAGGGUGAGUCAGGCUCCAUGCCGUGGCUCGAGAAGGUGCCGGUGAUCCCCAGACAAGGUGUACAAGUGGGGGAUGUUCCAUGUGACUCCACCUCCAGUUGUCCAGAUGGUACCACAUGCUGUAAAACCAAAGAGGGAGGCUGGGCUUGCUGUCCUCUACCAGAGGCUGUUUGUUGUGAAGAUUUUAUACACUGCUGUCCAAAAGGUAAGACGUGCAACCUGGCUGCUCAGACCUGUGAGGAUGACUCAGGCUCCAUGCCGUGGCUCGACAAGGUGCCUGCGAUCCCCAGGCAGGACGUACAAGUGGGGAAUGUUCCAUGUGACUCCACCGCAAGUUGUCCAGAUGGUACCACAUGCUGUAAAAACAAAAAGGGCCUCUGGGCUUGCUGUCCUCUACCAGAGGCGGUCUGCUGUGAGGACCAUGAAACCUGCUGCCCUAAGGACACCACCUGUGACGUGGCCACCAAAAGCUGUCACAACACUACAGGCUCAACACCCAUGAAACAGAAGAUACCCGCAUUUUCCACGGUGGCUUCCGCUACAACCCAGAGUCAGGUAACAAGCUCGACGCAAACAGAGGACGAGAGGAAGGAGCCUGAGGAGGACGAGGGGACGAAAGCACAGGAGACCGAUGAGGAGGAAGACAAGAGGGAGGAGAAUAAAGAAGUGGAGGGCAAGAUUCAGUGUGACGCCCACACCAGCUGCCCUCAGUACACCACCUGCUGCUUCAUGGCCUCGGCUCAUAAGUGGGGCUGUUGCCCACUGCCAGAGGCAGUGUGCUGCGCUGAUGGGAACCACUGCUGCCCCACCCACUACAAGUGCGAUGAGCGCAAGACCUCCUGCGUCAAAGGAGAAGUGGUGAUACCGUGGUACACCAAGCUUCCAGCCACCACCAGUGUUCAGGCUGACCCCACAUCCGUGCCAUGUGACCGUUUGAAUCAAUGCCCCGAGCACACCACCUGCUGCCGGCUCUUCACGGGCGAGUGGGGCUGCUGCCCGAUGAAGAAUGCUGUGUGCUGCCCAGAUAAGGAGCAUUGCUGCCCGCAGGGCUACACCUGUAACAUCGCCUCGAAGUCCUGUCAGAAGCUCAUCAUGCUGCAGCUGGAGACUGUCCCACUGACUCCGGUGUACCUGCCUGAGUAUCAGCCCCAGCCUGGUCCUCUGAAGCACAGAGCCAUCCAGUGUGAUGAACACGUCAGCUGCACGGAUGAAGAGACCUGCUGCAGGAUGUCCGCCACUACAUGGGGCUGCUGUCCAUCUCCUAAUGCGGUGUGCUGCAGCGACAUGAAGCACUGCUGUCCCAGCGGCUACACCUGCACUGAAGGUGGCUCCUGCACCCAGAACACCGGGCUUCAAUGGCACAACUGGCACAACUGGCACGUGUUCCUCGCCAACAAGAAGAGAGCUCUAAUUGUGUGAAAACAACACCCCUGUACUGUCAUUUAACUUUGCAUGCAAUGCACUAACAGAAGAUAAUGUAAAGGGAAUUAAUAAUCAUUUUGAAAUGCUUUGUUCAUAGGGGACAGUGGUAAAUGGUGAAGGGAAUAUUGAAUUGCACUUCAGGUUUUUAACUUCUGUGAUCUUGGAGUCGCAACUUUCUAUCUACAAGUGUCUGUUUCAUGUCUGACAUGUAAUGUUCACAGGUUAUGAGCAUGCGGGUGAUUGAUUUUGAAAACAAGAUAGAUCCUCGUUAUUCCAAGCUCACAGUUUGCUACUUGAAACUCUACUCCAUACAUAAAAAAAAAAUCAAACUCUCCACAGACACAUGAUUUUCUUCACUGUCAGUCACCUAUUCUUUAACUGUAUGUUCUGCUUAAGCUGCCUUUUGUUGCAAAGUACACUCCUCUAUCAUUAAUUCACAGUCUGAGGCAUAGUUUAAUGUAUUUCCUUUUCUAAUCUUGUAUGUGAUAAAUAUGAACUGCUGUGUGAUUCCACCUCGUGACGACAGGACAGUUAAAGCUGCUGAAGUGUUGUUUUCUGUUCAGUCUAAGAUUUUCACACAUUUAUAAAUGUGCAGCACUUGGUUUAUUUGAGUGUUCGUCUCAUUUUGUGGCAUCUGUAAUGACUAAUUCAUGUUUCAUCUUCCAGGAAUGAUCAUAAGUGUUUUAAUUGUUUGCAUCUUGUGUUAAUUUUGGAUUUAGCACAUGCCAUGAGGCAAACAUGCUUGGUGCAGCUUAAAGCCUCUUGGGAAGUCAGAGAGGUCUCUACAUGUUCCAUGAAACCAAUAAACAAGAUAUGAUGUUAAA
Messenger RNA from Toxotes jaculatrix (banded archerfish), 4112 nucleotides. It is a transcript of the gene grna, whose product is annotated as granulin a. The transcript has 18 exons. The record is from RefSeq and is a predicted model, not a curated record. Bases 145 to 3285 code for a protein of 1046 amino acids. Gene Ontology annotation, cellular component: extracellular region. Lineage: Eukaryota; Metazoa; Chordata; Actinopteri; Toxotidae.